Molecule: messenger RNA, 567 nt
Organism: Mytilinidion resinicola
Lineage: Eukaryota; Fungi; Ascomycota; Dothideomycetes; Mytilinidiales; Mytilinidiaceae
Exons: 1
Coding region: 1-567 (188 amino acids)
Source: RefSeq, a predicted model, not a curated record
AUGGAGGCGGUCCGCCGGCGCGAGCAGGUCGUCGUUCAGGGUCCAGGCUGGAGGUCGCGAUGUCCGCCGUGGGCUGUUGGAGGUCGAGCGGCCUGCGAUGUGCAGGAGCCACCGGGCGGUGAUCUGUGCGCUGGUGCUCCAAGCAAAGGCACCCCGGAAGCGGAUCGGGGCGUUGGAGGCACACUGAGGCCGGGUCGAUGCGGGCGGGCGAGUCCAGCGGCGCGGGCGAUGGGCGUGAGGGCAGCGUGGUGGAGAGGAGCUGGGCUGGAGGCGGCGGGCUGGCAGGCGGAUCUUCACCUGCGCGUGUUUGACGAGAGCCGGCAGUGGGACGGCGAGGCUGAGGGCGCAGAGGAGCUGGAGCCGGGAAUGGAGCAGUCCCACCGGCUGAGGGCGCCGUCGGUGCACAUGGACUGCAGGCGCGGUGCUGGGCUGGGCGUGGGCAGCGCUGGAGCGGGCGGCCUGGUAUCGGAGUCUGGAGGUUACAGUCGUACUCGAACAAGGGCUACAGCGCGCACUCGGGACGCUCUCGAUCUCUCGAUCUCUGAUGACGCCGGGCUCCCAAAAUAA